UGAGCUGUACAUCUGAGCAACUUUAAGUAAUCUAUCAUGAUGAGUUUUGUUACAAAGUAUAUUGGUGUCCAUGCUGUGAUUUUGGGACUGCUGCUAGCUCAGGCAAUCUCAUGCAAUGUGACGGGAGUGUGGCGAAAUGAGCUGGGCUCUGUGCUUCAUAUUGAGGCGGUUGGUUCUGAGCUCCGAGGCCUCUAUCAGAGUGCAGUAGAAACUGCUCCAGGAGUCACCGGUCCAGAACAACAGGCCAAGCUACUGGGUGUGAUCAGCAAUCGGGGUCUGCAAACCUCUGUUGCUUUCUCUGUGUUAUGGGAGGCAGGUUCCUGUAGCUCUUGGGUUGGUCAGUGUUUCCAACUGCCAGAUGGGAAGCGAGUUCUGAAGACCCUGUGGAUGCUGCGCUCGGUGGCUUCAUGCCCUGCAGACAACUGGAAGAGUACCAGGAUGGGAGAGGACACUUUCAUCUUUGUUUCCUGAAAGCAGAAUGUCCUGAUCAUCUGACAAGCCUGCAUUUGGUUUGCUGCCCUCUACUGAAUUUUCUUUGCUCUCUCUCCAUAGAAAUAAUCUGUUUUAUGCUCAGGGCUGAUCUCUCAACCAUGCCAUGAAUUAUGAUGAAACUGAAGUUCAAUUCACAAGUGUCAUUUACCUUGUCUUUCCUAAUAUAAAUAAAACCCUAAACUCA
Molecule: messenger RNA, 676 nt
Organism: Coregonus clupeaformis (lake whitefish)
Lineage: Eukaryota; Metazoa; Chordata; Actinopteri; Salmoniformes; Salmonidae
Gene: avd
Product: avidin
Exons: 4
Coding region: 37-471 (144 amino acids)
Molecular function (GO): biotin binding
Source: RefSeq, a predicted model, not a curated record